ACCAUUGUGAAUGCCCUCCGAUAAACAGCCGAUAAGACGUUGCUCGAUCUAACAAGCUCUUCGCUUGCUCCAUACUCUCCGAACCGGAUUAUCACCCAGCCACCUCAAGGACCGUGCCACUUAGCCUUCGCCAUGGGCUUCGGAGCUCCCGGUGGUGCCGCAACCAACUACAAGCCCACGCCUCCCGAGCGUGGCAGCUUUCCCCUGGAUCACUAUGGCGACUGCAAACAUCUGAUCUCCGAUUACCUGAAAUGCCUGAAAUCGAACCGCGGCGUGAACGACGACGCAUGUCGAAAAUUGGCGAAAGGGUAUCUCGCUUGUCGGAUGGAAAACAAUCUCAUGGCGCCGGACGAUUUUAAGAACCUCGGGUUGACAUUUGAGAAGGACAAGGCCGCUGCUGCUGCUGCUGCUGCUGAGGGGGCUGCGGCGGGGACGGAGAAUAAGUCAUAAGUUUGGGGGUGGUUGCGAGGGUUGUACGAUAUUUCUGGGACGUUGGCGGUCUUUUGUGCAAGACAUGAGGGGCUGCUGGGUUGGUUGAUGAUUUUCACGAUCUGGUCGAUUGGUAUAUAUUCUCUCACUCUUCGUAUUUUUCGGCGUCUGGGAAAGGUGGUUAUCUAUAUUUCGUUCUAUGUAUGUACAGGAUGUGCAGGAUUAUAUGGUCUGUAUAUAUGUAUUGAUUUAAAGCCUUCGCUCAAGCCAAAUAUCUGAG
This is a messenger RNA of Aspergillus brunneoviolaceus CBS 621.78, 709 nucleotides long. Its product is annotated as coiled-coil-helix-coiled-coil-helix domain-containing protein. Gene Ontology annotation, cellular component: mitochondrial intermembrane space. The coding region runs from base 133 to 450 and encodes 105 amino acids. The record is from RefSeq and is a predicted model, not a curated record. The transcript is spliced from 4 exons. NCBI's taxonomy places the organism in Eukaryota, Fungi, Ascomycota, Eurotiomycetes, Eurotiales, Aspergillaceae. Gene Ontology annotation, biological process: mitochondrial respiratory chain complex IV assembly.